AUGGUUAUACAGGCUUUAAAAAGGAAAGUCAUGGAAUCUACUUCACGUCGCUUCAGUACGGUGACCCAAGUCAAUCCAGAUACCUUGGAGGAUAUGACCAAACGAAAUGGCUUGGAUCCCAUAGCUGAAGGAGACACCAGUAAUGGAGACUAUCGCCGUAAGAGUACUUUCGGCCAUUUGGCUCUUUACAAAGGAGAGGAAGAAGGUCCACCGGCUUCCUUCAUAUCAGCCUACACUACACCUGGCCCGAAGGAACGGGCUACAAGUGAAAUCAAGAAAGCUAAUCUUGGAGUCAUGUUAGGUGUCUACCUUCCAACCAUCCAGCACAUCUUAGGCGUUACUAUGUUUAUCCGCCUUUUCUGGGUAGUAGGUAUUGCCGGUUUAUACAACACCAUGCUUCUUCUGGCUCUUUGUUGUCUUUGUACUCUUCUCACAUCCAUAUCUCUAUCCGCUGUAGCUACUAAUGGAGUUGUUGAGAGUGGAGGUGCUUACUUCAUUAUCAGUCGUAAUCUGGGUGUCGAGUUCGGCUCUGCUGUGGGGAUUCUCUUCUACUUGGCUAAUACCGUUGCUGCUUCCAUGUACCUAGUUGGAGGUGUCGAAGUCCUACUGAUGUACAUUGCUCCUGAUAUGGCUAUAGGUGGCAAGGAAGCUCUUCAUAACACUGAUCCAUUUGGAAGUCUUUACAACAACUAUCGUAUAUAUGGAACGUUGUUUCUGAUUCUUCAAGUCUUGAUCGUUGCUAUGGGUGUCAAGUUCGUACAACUUAUGGCUCCCGUAUCUCUAGCUUGUGUGAUCGUCGCUUUGUUGGCUUGCUUUGCUGGUGGAGUGGAAAAAGCAAUUACUGGAGAAGGACGAAUGGUUUGCUCAUUGGAUGAUCGUCUGAUUCAGUCAACAGUUCUGUUUGAUAAUCAUAAUAAUAGUUUGUUGAAUGAAACCUCACGUACACGUUGGGAUGGGAUAUGUGAUGUGUGUGACAAGAACCCAGCUCUGACACAUAUAUUCUGUGAGAAGCAUAGCGAGUCAUGUGUUGAGUUCACUAAAGUCAAGAUUUCAUGUACACAAGGCUUCACCGGAUUCAAUAUGAACACCUUAAAUGAUAAUCUCUGGCCCAUGUAUAUGGUUAAGGACGAAGUUAUGCCGGGUAAAGAAGGAAAAGCUGAUGUUGAGGUUGUCCAAGAUGUGACGGCAACGUUCUUUGUUCUACUAGCUAUCUAUUUCCCAGCAGUUACAGGAAUCAUGACGGGAACAAACAUGAGUGGAGAUUUGAAAGAUCCACAGCGUUCUAUUCCUUCUGGAACCAUAGCAGCAACCGUUACAACGUCACUCAUAUACUAUGCGUUGGCUAUACUGUUUGCUGCAAGUGUUGAUCGAUCAGUUCUUCGAGAUAAGUUUGGACGUUCAAUUGAAAACAACAUGGUUGUCUCGACAUUGGCUUGGCCGUCACCAUGGAUCGUCACCGUUGGAGCUUUCCUAAGUACAUUCGGUGCAGCGUUGCAAUGCUUAUGCAAUGACGUCAUUCCUAUAUUAGCUCCAUUCGCUACAGUAACCAAGAAGAAUGAACCGUUUUUGGGAUUAUUGCUAACAACAGUCAUAGCUGAGAUGGCCAUCCUCCUAGGAGCUGUUGAUAAGAUCGCUGAGGUGCUUGAUUUCUUCUUUCUGAUGUGUUAUGCAUUUGUGAAUAUUAUCGCAUUUCUUCAUUCUGUUUUGAGAGCUCCUAAUUGGCGUCCAAGAUUCAAGUAUUUCCAUUGGUCAUUAUCGUUAUUGGGAGCAUUUCUUUGCUUUUUCAUUAUGUUUGGAUCAGAUUGGCAUUUAGCAUUAGUUGCUUGUGCUCUGACAUUAGCAAUCUAUAAAUAUGUUGAAUGGAAGGGAGCCAAGAAGGAAUGGGGUGAUGGAAUGAGAGGAUUAGCUUUAACAACGGCACAGUAUUCAUUAUUAAAAGUUGAAGACAAAGAUCCUCAUCCAAAGAAUUGGAGACCUCAACUACUCAUUGCGUUGUCUGCUCAUUGGGGUAACCAUAUCAUAGACAAACGAGCACUGUCUAUGUUGAACUUGGCAGCUCAGAUGAAGGCUGGUCGAGGCUUGACCAUUGCUUGCGCAUUCGUUAAAGGUUCUGCUAAUGCAGCUGAAGAGCGUACUAGGUCUGGAUCCAUCAAGCAACGUCUUCUCAAAGAUAUGGCAACAUCACGGCUACGUGGAUUUGCCAAAACGUUGUUCUAUCAGGAGAGCCAGAUAUAUGGUUGUGUGUCAGGAGUGUUCCAAUCUGUUGGUAUAGGUGGAUUACGUCCAAACACCGUUUUGAUAAACUGGCCUGACAUCAAGGAUAUGGAUGAAGUGUCACUGUUCGCUGAGAAAAUGAUAACUGGAGUACAUCAUGAGUACUGUAUUCUAUUGGCGAAGGGAAUAACUGAGUUUCCGGAAACAACAGAUAGAUUGACUGGAUUUAUUGAUAUCUGGUGGGUUGUACAGGAUGGAGGAAUAUUAAUGUUAAUCGCAUAUUUAUUAAAACAACAUAAAGUAUGGAGAGGAUGCCUUCUUCGUAUCUUCGCUGUCGGAGGAUCGGAUAAGAAACGAAAUGAAGAUAUGAAACAAGCUUUACAGAAGCAUAUUUACAUGUUACGUAUUGAUGCUGAAGUAUUCAUUGUGAGUCUGUUAGAUCAGGAAGUAACGGAGGAGAUUUAUGAGAAGACUGCUGAAUUGGAAAAGAGACAGAAGACGUUGGUACAGAAUGAGAUGAAGAGAUUAAAGCAGAGAGAAUCAGCUGGAUAUGUAAAUGAAGCCUUUGUUGAUGAGAAUAAGACCAAACUACAUACAAGCAACUCAUCAAAGAGUUUUUCGAAGACACCGACUGUCAUAAGCAUUAAUGAGGAAGAGACAUCCUUUAGCAGUAGCGAAGAAGGAGCAAUGAGCCAAUUGUACGGAUCAUCUCCUUCCAUUGAAGAAACAACUGGAGCAGAGUUGAAGCUCAAUGUUCAUAAGAUGAACACAUCUUUCCAUUUAAACAAAGUCAUAAGAGAGAACUCACCAGACUCUCAACUCAUACUGUUAAACCUUCCCAACCCAACAAAAAAUCGGAUAAACUUCGUUCAUUCAUACAUGUCCUACUUGGAUGUGCUAACUGAGGGGUUGAAGCGAGUUCUGUUUAUUGGAGGAAGUGGCAAAGAAGUCAUCACAGCUGAUUCUUGA
This is a messenger RNA of Auanema sp. JU1783, 3183 nucleotides long. The record is from the annotation of a GenBank genome assembly. Lineage: Eukaryota; Metazoa; Nematoda; Chromadorea; Rhabditida; Rhabditidae.